Myiozetetes cayanensis is the source of this 4981-nucleotide messenger RNA. Its product is annotated as ras GTPase-activating protein 1-like. The record is from RefSeq and is a predicted model, not a curated record. Gene Ontology annotation, biological process: regulation of GTPase activity. NCBI's taxonomy places the organism in Eukaryota, Metazoa, Chordata, Aves, Passeriformes, Tyrannidae. The coding region runs from base 12 to 3137 and encodes 1041 amino acids. The transcript has 26 exons. Gene Ontology annotation, molecular function: protein binding.
AGUUUAACAUAAUGGCGGCCGAGGAGAGCGGUUCGGUUACCUCCGCCGGGAUGGUGGGAGCCGUUGGCGGAGUUGAGUCGGAGCACUAUCCCACCUUAUGUCGGGACAAGGAGCUGGGGUCGCAGGGCCCCUUCCUGCUGGACUCUGGCGGGGACAGCCCAGGCGCUGGCGGUCCGGCCCUGUGCUCGGCGUUGGGGCUCCUGGCGCUAGGUUCGGGGCCUGCCCCUCUGGUGUCCAGAGGCGCCGCGUCAGCAAUUGUACAGGGGCCGGAGGUGUCUGGAGGGUUGCUGCUCCCACCCAAACCCAGCACUGUCGCCUUUCCCCCGCUGCCGCCGCCGCCGCCACCUUCCUUGGCGGGGGGGCUGGGGACCAUGGACGAAGGCGACUCGUUGGAUGGACCUGAGUAUGAAGAGGAGGAGGUGGCCAUCCCGCUCAACGCUCCCCCCACAAACCAGUGGUAUCAUGGAAAACUUGACAGAGCAAUUGCAGAAGAACGUCUUUGGCUAGCGGGAAAACCUGGAAGUUACCUUAUUCGAGAGAGUGAUCGGAGACCAGGUUCAUUUGUGCUUUCAUUCCUUAGUAAAACAAGUGUCAAUCACUUCAGGUGGCGCUGUUGGGUCACUGGAGGUGUAGAACUUGUCGUGUCCUAUUGUAGUCACCAGGUGGCGCUGUUGGAUCACUGGAGGAGCAGAACUUGUAAUGUCCAGUGCCUGUCACCAGGCGGCACUGAGAGAUCCUUGGUUACCGCCAGGAUUAUUGCCAUGUGUGGAGAUUAUUACAUUGGUGGACGUCGCUUUGCUUCACUCUCGGACCUAAUUGGUUAUUACAGUCAUGUGUCUUGUUUGCUGAAGGGGGAAAAACUAUUCUUUCCAGUAGCACCUCCAGAGCCUGUGGAGGAUAGAAGGAGAGUUCGAGCGAUUCUACCUUACACCAAAGUGCCAGAAACUGAUGAAAUAAGUUUCCUUAAAGGAGAUAUGUUUAUUGUCCAUAAUGAAUUGGAAGAUGGCUGGAUGUGGGUUACAAACCUACGGACAGAUGAACAAGGUCUUAUUGUAGAAGACCUAGUAGAAGAAGUGGGAAGAGAAGAAGAUCCACAUGAAGGCAAAAUAUGGUUCCAUGGGAAGAUCUCCAAACAAGAAGCUUACAAUUUGCUGAUGACAGUUGGUCAGAUGUGCAGUUUUCUUGUGAGGCCUUCAGAUAAUACACCUGGUGAUUACUCACUUUAUUUUCGGACCAGUGAAAAUAUUCAACGUUUUAAAAUAUGUCCAACAUCAAGCAAUCAGUUUAUGAUGGGAGGCAGAUAUUAUAAUAGCAUUGCUGAGAUCAUUGAACAUUAUAGAAAAGAACAGAUUGUUGAAGGAUAUUACCUUAAAGAUCCUGUUCCAAUGCAGCAUCAAGAACAAGUGUUUAAUGAUACAGUGGAUGGAAAAGAAAUCUAUAAUACAAUUCGUCACAAAACAAAGGAUACUUUUUAUAAAAAUAUUGUCAAAAAAGGAUAUCUUCUGAAAAAAAGUAAAGGAAAGAGAUGGAAAAACUUGUACUUUAUAUUGGAGGGAAAUGAUGCCCAGCUUAUUUAUUUUGAAAGUGAAAAACGAGCCACAAAACCUAAAGGAUUAAUAGACCUUAGUGUGUGUUCAGUCUACGGAGUACACGACAGUUUAUUUGGCAGGCCAAACUGUUUUCAGAUAGUAGUUCAGCACUUCAGUGAAGAGCAUUACAUCUUUUACUUUGCAGGAGAAACUCCGGAACAAGUACAGGACUGGAUGAAGGCUCUGCAGAUGUUUUGCAGUUUAAGAAAAAACAGUCCAGGGAUGUCAAAUAAACGCCUACGUCAGGUCAGCAGUCUUAUUUUGCAUGUAGAAGAAGCUCAUACGCUCCCAGUAAAACAUUUUACUAAUCCGUAUUGUAACAUCUACCUGAACAGUGUCCAGGUAGCAAAAACACAUAUCAGGGAAGGACAGAACCCUGUAUGGUCAGAAGAAUUUGUCUUUGACGAUCUUUCAUCUGAUAUUAAUAGAUUUGAGAUAAGUCUUAGUAACAAAACAAAGAAAAGUAAAGAUCCAGAUAUAUUGUUUAUGCGUUGCCAAUUAAGCCGAUUACAGAAAGGACAUGCAACGGAUGAGUGGUUUCAACUCAGUUCCCAUAUACCACUGAAGGGUAUUGAGCCAGGAUCUUUGCGUGUUCGAGCAAGAUAUUCUAUGGAGAAGAUCAUGCCGGAAGAAGAGUACAGUGAGUUUAAAGAGCUCAUUCUCCAAAAAGAGAUGCAUGUAGUCUAUGCCUUAUCACAUGUUUGUGGACAGGAUAGAACACUGUUGGCUGGCAUUUUACUGAAGAUUUUUCUUCAUGAAAAGCUUGAGUCACUACUGUUACGAACACUAAAUGACAGGGAAAUAAGCAUGGAAGAUGAAGCUACUACUUUGUUUCGUGCCACCACUUUAGCAAGUACACUUAUGGAGCAAUAUAUGAAAGCCACAGCAACACGUUUUGUUCACCAUGCACUAAAAGACAGUAUAUUAAAGAUAAUGGAGAGCAAGCAGUCCUGUGAGUUAAAUCCUUCAAAGUUAGAAAAAAAUGAAGAUGUAAACACUAAUUUGGCACAUCUACUCAGUAUACUUUCAGAACUGGUGGAGAAAAUAUUCAUGGCUGCAGAGAUACUGCCUCCGACACUGAGAUAUAUUUAUGGAUGCUUGCAGAAGUCUGUUCAAAACAAGUGGCCAACUAAUACCACAAUGAGAACAAGAGUUGUUAGUGGCUUUGUUUUUCUUCGACUGAUUUGUCCUGCUAUCCUGAACCCAAGGAUGUUUAACAUCAUCUCAGAUUCUCCUUCCCCUACUGCUGCAAGAACUCUGACCCUGGUUGCCAAGUCUGUGCAGAAUUUAGCAAAUCUGGUUGAAUUUGGAGCUAAGGAGCCAUAUAUGGAGGGGGUAAAUCCAUUCAUCAAGAGUAACAAACAUCGCAUGAUCAUGUUCUUAGAUGAACUUGGGAAUGUUCCUGAGCUUCCAGACACUACAGAGAACUCUAGAACUGACUUGUCUCGUUAUCUGGCAGCCUUGCAUGAGAUGUGUGUGGCACAUUCAGAUGAACUUCGCAUACUCAGCAAUGAGAGAGGUGUAAUGCAGCUGCAUGGUGGAAGAUGACCACUGCGGUGGAAAGGUUUCUCCCUCCUCCCCGCUCCUGCCAUUAGGGCAAUAUGGCUGCAUGGUCGGAAGAGACAGCUCAGGUUCUGGUAUGUUUCGCUCGCAAGAUGGUGGCACCUGUACUGAUGCACGUGAUUGGAAGUCAUCAGUAGCACGAGGGGGUAAGUUUGCUGGGUUCUUCCCCCCCAUGCCACGGUGGGAAUCUAUGUUUUACCCCUGGGUGUUGGAUUCGCAAACCAUGGUUCCCGUCCCUUCCCUGGUAACCGUGUGUGCAUGAAAACCGGGAUUUUCACCAUUUCUUAUUGUACAUACCCUCCGUUCCCUCCCACGUGGCUCCCCUCCCAAGUUUGUAUCUGUCCGCGAUGCUCGUGUGGCCCCUGCACCCUCAUGGGUGUUUCUGAGUGGUGGCAAUUGGCUGUGAGUUGCAGCCUGGUUUGAGUUUGCAGGGGAAUGUGUGUUGGUAUUUGUUGAGGGGAUUCUGUCACCUCUGUGCAGUGUAAAAAGCAUUCAUCAUUUGAGUCCAGGCAGGAAGGCAGUUAUUGGCUUGUGUGUCACCUGCUCUAGCUUUGUGUCUUAUGAAGUCUCUGAGCCUGUCCCAAGUGUUUAUAUUUAAGACUUCUAUGAGCAACAGGCAGGGUGCUUUGGAUUUUAUCCAUUGCAGAAGGUCUGUUAGUUCUGCUUGUAUGAUCUCUAUGGAAUAUGAUCUUAACAAGAGAUACAGAGCUUCUGUGUCUCUUUCUAUCUCUUGGGAGACUGAAUUUCCCAUGUUUCUUUACCUUUUUCUUGACGCUUUGCUUCUGUGUGCUUCCUUUCACUGCCGUUUUUUUGCUUGCGGCUUGUCAGUUUUAGUUUCAGUUUCUCGGUUUCUUACUGCCUCCGCUUCCUUGCAGCUUCACUUUUUGCUGCGGUUUCCUCUGCUUUUCUUUCUCUUGGCACAUGAACUGUCAAUUUUUUCAGGCUCGGAUAAUUUUGCAUCCUUUAGAUGCUGAAGUCCUGACACUUUUAAAGACGUCCACCGUUUUUUUAGGUAAAAGCAUUCAGAGAAUUGAUACAAUCUCUUCUGAGUGCUACUGAAUUUCCUUGUUUCAAGGCAUUUUAAAUUGUUCCCUGAUACAGGGAGAUGCCCUGUACUCGGGCACCAUUUGUGACUUAUUAAUGUAAUAUAAUAAGACACGACCCGGCAGUUAGGGUUCCCAACAACCAAAUGUUUUAUUAACAGAAAAAAGCCCUCUUAAAUACCCUCGGGCAACACGUGACACUUCUGACCAAUCACAGUGGGCUCACUCUGACCAUGUGUGUCAGAGUACAACACAGGAGACUACCGAUCCCAGGAUGCCUCACCCAGCAUCCCUGGGACAUGUCUCCUACAUACAAUGGUCCCUGAAUUUCAACGAAUUAUGCUGAUUCUCUAAUAAAGAUCUAAACCAUACUUGUAAUAGAAGGGUUAACUUUGUUCAUAAAAUCUUAUGUGGAUGAGGGAAUAAGGAAUUUUUGUUAUAAUUCAACAAGAUAAGUUUCAUGGACAUCCUGUUAAUCAAGCAAGCGUCAGUAAGAAUAAUUGCAGACAUCUUGCUAAAAAAACAAGUAUCAGUAUCAGUAAAAUUUACAACUGAUAAGAAACUGCACCUUUCAUCUCUGACAAAUACCAGAUGACCACUUAACAAUGAGCCACGAACUCAAGCCUCAACUCAGCCGCAUUCAAAACUCGGGACUUGGAAAUGUAUAAAAAGGAACAUUUAUUAUAUUUUGUGUGUGUCUCGGCAGGGCACUUGCCCUCCAGGCCACCCAGUGCUGUUUUGCUUUAUUAUCGCUUACUUAAUAAAUUUAUUAAUGUUUAAUUAGAA